This is a messenger RNA of Acaulospora morrowiae, 1455 nucleotides long. NCBI's taxonomy places the organism in Eukaryota, Fungi, Glomeromycota, Glomeromycetes, Diversisporales, Acaulosporaceae. The record is from the annotation of a GenBank genome assembly.
AUGUUGGCUCGUCCGAGGACCUUGUCGAGGAACAUCCAUUUGUACGAAUACACAUUUAAAAAGAAUUCGCCGUCACCCGCAGCAUUGCUAACAUCGGGAACGCGGAAAUCGAUAAUAUUUUCGAAUGCAUCAUUACACACAACCAAUGUUCAACCGUCUCUAAUAAAGCGAUUGGCUAGUAGUCUUGAUAGUUUUAAAACAUUUUUUCUCAGGGGUAGGAAUGCGAGCGUAGCGAGUACGAAAAAAAGUGACAGUACACCGAAAUUCGCUGGUAGAGCGGAAACGUGGGAUCAAGCAGUAUCCGAUGCCGAGAAGUUGAUUAAACACAAUGGUGGAUCAUAUAUUGAUCCUGUGAAACUCGUUGGUAAAGAUCUUUUGAAUCUGACCAAAAACAUUGAAGUCCUUCUGGGCAGUGGACAUCCAGUUUUGAACACCGUUAGCAACUACUAUUUUGCGUCAGAGGGAAAACGUAUAAGGCCCCUGAUUGUUUUAUUGAUGUCGCAGGCAACAAGUAUAGCGCCGAAAAAAUGCGACGCUGUACACGCCGAUUUUUUUCAAAUCAUGGAUCAACCGUUGUCAUCAAAAGCUCUCAACAAAAAUAUUUCAUCAUUCCCAACUAGCGACGUAGAUUCCACCUUUUACUCCCCAUCACUUUCACCCGAAGGAGUAAUUAUCCUUCCCACGCAACGUCGUUUGGCUGAAAUUACGGAAAUGAUUCAUACUGCAUCAUUACUUCAUGAUGAUGUGAUCGAUGUUUCCGAAUCGCGCCGUAAUCUUCCGUCAGCAAACGCAAACUAUGGCAACAAGAUGGCUAUUUUGGCCGGGGAUUUUUUGCUCGCUCGUGCAUCUGUAGCCUUGGCAAGAUUGAGAAACCCGGAGGUCAUUGAAUUAUUGGCUACUGUGAUUGCCAAUCUUGUCGAAGGCGAGUUCAUGCAACUUCAAAAUAUUCAAGAAAACGGUACCAUGUCUACAUUCGACUAUUACAUGGAAAAAACUUACAUGAAGACAGCGAGUCUUAUAGCAAAAAGUUGCCGAGCAGCAUCGGUGUUGGGUGGGGCCACAGCAGAAGUUUGUGAUAUCGCCUAUGCGUACGGUCGCGAUUUGGGGUUGGCUUUUCAGUUGACAGAUGAUAUGCUAGAUUUUAUAGUUACAGCCAACGAUUUUGGAAAACCGGUGGGUGCCGAUUUGAAAUUGGGACUGGCAACUGCGCCGGUAUUAUACGCAUGGGAAGAGCAUCCAGAGUUGGGUCCGUUAAUAAAUCGAAAAUUCAGUCAAAAAGGCGAUGUCGAAAAGGCACGAGAGUUAGUAUAUCAGAGCGGGGGCAUUGAGAAAACAAGAAUCUUGGCAGCAUCACAUUGUCAAAGAGCCAUUGAGACCAUAUCGCAAUUGCCAGAGUCAGAUGCAAGGAAUGCGUUGAUCCAACUCACACAAAAAGUUCUCACCAGAAAGAAAUAG